Cicer arietinum (chickpea) is the source of this 1749-nucleotide messenger RNA. Its product is annotated as maltose excess protein 1-like, chloroplastic. The record is from RefSeq and is a predicted model, not a curated record. Gene Ontology annotation, molecular function: maltose transmembrane transporter activity. Gene Ontology annotation, cellular component: chloroplast envelope. Lineage: Eukaryota; Viridiplantae; Streptophyta; Magnoliopsida; Fabales; Fabaceae.
AAUGCAAAUUUCAAAGAGUGAAUCCACGUGUAUUCUUCGAGAUAGCACCAUCGCUCAAUCUCUCUCUCUCUCUCUCCUCGCCCAACAACAGUCUCACAGUCACUCUCACCGAAAACCAAAACCAUCCAAAAUAACAACAACAUUUGUUGAAUGCAGCAAUUCUUGCAUCUCUUGCAACAACCCGUCCACAAUAAUAAUAAUAAUAAUAAAUAAAUACCCACUCAUCAAUGGCCAAGUCCUAUUGUUACGCUCCUCAUCUUCCAAUUCCACACCUAAGUCAACAUCAACACCGAAGUCAAAAUCAAAAUCUUGUACUAAAACACAAAUAUCCGACUUCUUCACUUCGCCCACAACAAAAUCUCAAAUUUCCCACCAAAUGCCUCCUAUUUCCUUUCCCUCGACGACGACGAACCAAUUUCAAUCUCAAUGCUCUUCAUUCCGAUCCGCAUGAUCAGAAUUCGGUUAAGGUUGGAAGAAAUGAAAGCUAUGAGCAAUGGGAUUCGCUUACUUCAAAAUUCUCUGGAGCUGCUAAUGUUCCGUUUUUGUUACUGCAAAUGCCGCAGAUUAUACUUAAUACCAGAAAUCUUAUGGCAGGAAAUCCAACUGCUCUCUUUGCUAUUCCAUGGCUGGGAAUGCUUACUAGUUUGCUUGGAAACUUGUCACUACUUUCAUACUUUGCCAAGAAGAAAGAAAAGGAAGCAAUGGUAGUGCAGACGCUGGGUGUAGUUUCAACAUAUGUGGUCAUUGUCCAGCUGGCAUUAGCAGAAGCCAUGCCUUUGCCUUCCUUUUUAGCCACUUCAGUUGUUAUAGCGUCUGGUCUUUUUCUGAAUUUCAUGAAUUUCUUUGGCUUACUAAAUGCUGGAAUCUGGCGCUUUUGGGAAGAUUUCAUCACAAUUGGGGGUUUAUCAGUGCUUCCUCAAAUAAUGUGGUCUACAUUUGUCCCCUAUGUACCUAACAGCAUCUUGCCUGGGGCAAUUUCCUUUGCGUUAGCUGUCUUGGCUGUUACCAUGGCAAGAACUGGAAAACUUUCAGAGAAAGGUGUCGAAUUUAUUGGUGGAAUAUCGGGAUGGACAGCUACAUUACUCUUCAUGUGGAUGCCAGUUUCUCAGUUGUGGACAAAUUUUCUCAAUCCUGAGAACAUGAAAGGCCUGUCUGCUUUUUCUAUGUUGCUUGCGAUGCUUGGAAAUGGACUCCUGCUUCCACGUGCUCUAUUCAUUCGCGAUUUCAUGUGGUUCACAGGUUCAACAUGGGCUACCCUAUUCUAUGGAUAUGGGAAUCUUGCAUGCCUAUUCGUUUUAAACAUCAUCAGCAAGGAAUUCUUCUUUGCAGCAACUGUCGGUUUGGUUUCAUGGAUAGGAAUGGCUUUCUGGAGAGACAGUGUAGUGCGUGGUUACAGUUCACCUCUGGCUUCUUUACGUGACCUGGUUUUUGGAUCUGGAAUUUAAAGUUUGUGAUGCUGCACUGGUUGAAGUUCAGUCAUGCUUGAUCCACACUGCAUUGCAAUUGCAACUACAGUACACGAGCUACUGAGUUUUCAAUUUAUCUGUAUAGUACGGUGAAUAAUAAUUAACACCACUCUUCUCUCAUCUUAGGAUUGACUCAUUCAGAUGAGUAUGUUGUAAUUAAUUCCUCACGUUCUAAAUGAUCCAACAUAUGUUAAAAGAACUACAUGAAUACAUUGGACUUGAGAGGUUACUAUACAAUUUGUUAUGUUAAAAGUGAAAUUCAUCACUUUCUAUUGUUUCGUCA